AUGCCAGUGAGCCUGGCGGUGGCGGACUGCCUCGUGCUGGUGGCGUCGGUGCCCAACGAGAUCCUCAGCUACUACCUGGUGGGCAACCAGUGGCUGUGGGGCGACGUGGGCUGCGCCGCCUUCGUCUUCUGCCAGAACCUCGGCAUCAACGCCAGCGCGCUCAGCCUGGUCGCCUUCACCGUGGAGCGCUACAUCGCCAUCUGCAGUGCGCCCUGGCUGGCGCUGACGUCGACGCGGCCGCUGCGCUACCGCGGCCUGCCCGAGCUGCGCGCCUGCGACUUCCGGCUGCCGCGCGCCCAUUACCUGCUCUACUUCUUCUGUGACCUGCUCGCCUUCUACGUGGCGCCGCUGCUGCUGUCCUGCGUGCUGUACGCGCUCAUCGCACGCGCCCUCUUCCGCCGCGGCGCCGCCUCCGUGGUGAAGAUGCUGGCGGCCGUGGUGGUGGUGUUCGCGACGCUGUGGCUGCCCUACCGCGGCCUCCUCGUCUACAACUCGUUCGCCACGCUCUUCUCCGGCACCAAGUACAUGGACCUGUGGUUCCUGCUGUUCGCCAAGACCUGCGUCUUCAUCAACAGCGCCAUCAACCCAAUCCUGUACAACGCUAUGUCUGGCAAGUUCCGGCGCGCCUUCCCGGGGGCGGCCGCCGGGGGCAGCGGGCGCGCCUGCACGUCCGCCUCCAGCUCGGCGCGCCGCUCCAGGCAGACCACCGUCUCCAGUGACGGCGUGCCGCAGCAGCAGCAGCAGCCUCAGGUCCAGCAGACAGCGCUCUGA
Messenger RNA from Schistocerca piceifrons (Central American locust), 771 nucleotides. Its product is annotated as thyrotropin-releasing hormone receptor-like. The transcript has 6 exons. Bases 1 to 771 code for a protein of 256 amino acids. Gene Ontology annotation, biological process: G protein-coupled receptor signaling pathway. Gene Ontology annotation, cellular component: membrane. Lineage: Eukaryota; Metazoa; Arthropoda; Insecta; Orthoptera; Acrididae. Gene Ontology annotation, molecular function: thyrotropin-releasing hormone receptor activity. The record is from RefSeq and is a predicted model, not a curated record.